AAAUAAGUCUAGUCAACCGCCCACCGCAGGAGACUGGGGGGGAUGUUCCACCACCAUCCUGGAUUUACAACCAUUUCAAGGAUAUUUGAGCACAAAGACGACAUUUUGGAAACUGUGAUAUUGGAGUAAGCCGACAUCUUGGAAACCUUCACCGCCAACUGACGUUUGAGGCCACAUGAUUGAGCGGCCGUUUUACCUGUGUGGCUGAAGACUCAAGGUGACAAAGAGCAAACAAUGGAUCAAAACUUGUUUGGAGGAGUGCCCAGGUUUCUCACCCGCCCAAAGGCGUUCUCAGUGUGUGCAGGCAAGGAUGCCACACUGAGCUGCACUAUCGUGGGCAGCCCGACUCCACUGAUCACCUGGGAAAAGGACAAGCUCAAACUGACAUCUGGGGGCCGCUUCAAGACCGUGGAGGAUGGAGAUGUGUACCGCCUGACCAUCUAUGAUUUAACACUGGAGGACAGUGGCCAAUACAUGUGCCGAGCCAAAAACAACGUCGGGGAAGCUUAUGCUGCCGUCACCCUCAAAGUGGCCCUGCCAGCAGAAAUGGCUCAGAGGGCCCCUGUAUUCACGGUUAAGCCUACCUCUACACGUGUAGGUUUGGGAGGAGAUGUUGUUUUCCACUGCCGAGUUGCAGCUUACCCUGACGCCAACUUUGAUUGGGAAAAAGACGGGCGCUACUUGGGGGAGUCGAACCGUAUCAAGAUAGUUUCUGACAGUGACAGCAGCACCUUAAAGAUCCAAAGUGUGCGUAACCUGGACAGCGGCACCUACACCUGCAGGGCCCAGAACACUGUUGGCCGUUCACAGGCUGCAGCAGCUCUUGUUGUAGAUGCCCAGGAUUCCCACCACCUGUCUGGAGACAAAAACACUUCCCUGCUUUCUCACCUACAAAAGCGCAAGGAGGAAAUGAAGAAGGACAUCUCGAUAUAUCGCACUGAAGAAAGCAGAUCCUCUGUUACCUCCUCCACCACAGCUAACAUCACAGAUGGUUUGAGUCUGGAAUAUGAGCUGAGGGCAUCUGCUCUUGCAAAGCUGCCCAAAGGUGUGUUCACCCGUACCUGCACAGUGACUGAAGGCAAACAUGCCAAACUCAGCUGCUUUGUAACGGGUCACCCUAAACCGCACAUUAUCUGGAGGAAGGAUGGAACAAACAUCAGCGAAGGCCGCAGGCACGUCAUUUAUGAGGACCAAGCUGAGAACUUCAUCCUCAAGAUCCUGUACUGCAAGCAGACCGAUAAUGGUCUCUACACCUGCAAUGCAACCAAUUUGGCUGGGCAGACCUACAGUGCUGUGUUGGUAACAGUCAAAGAGCCUGCAGUGCCAUUCAGGAGGAAGCUGAAGGAUGUGGAGGUCCAAGAGAAAAUGUCAGCCACAAUGAUGUGUGAGGUGCCCGUUACUUCCACCCAAGCCAGCUGGUUCAUGGAGGAGACGCGGCUGCAGCAAAGCAGCAAAUAUAACAUGGAGGAGGAAGGGACCCUGCGUCGUCUCACCAUACACAAUGUCACCACCAAUGAUGAUGGUGUUUAUAUUUGUGAGAUGAAAGAGGGCAGUCGCACUGUGGCUGAGCUCACUGUCCUGGGCAACAUUACCAAGAAGCUUCCCCGCAGGACAGUGGUUCCUGUCAGUGACACUGUUAUCUUCUGUGUGGAGCUGGAGCAUCCCAUCCCAGAUGUCUACUGGACCCGCAAUGGCGAGAAACUGAAGGAGGAUUCCCGUAUUUCCAUUGCCUGCGUGCUCAGGCAGUACACACUCACAAUUAGAGACUGCCAGGCAGAUGACUCAGGAGAGGUGGCCUUUGUAGCUGGAGACUGCAAGACAUCCACUCGAUUCACUGUCACUGCUGCCAGGAAACAUCCACCCGAUCCCCCAGUCGACGCAGUGGUGCAGAACAAGACUGACUCAUCCAUCACUAUCCGGUGGUCUCCUCCUGACAGCGACCGCCCUGUCCCCAUCAAGGGCUACAUUGUGGAGAGGAGGAAGGUUGGCACUCAGACAUGGCAGAGGUGCAACCCUGGGGAAACCAUUGUCUCAACAGAGAUCAUCAUCUGCAACUUCACAGAAGAAGCCACCUACCAGUUCCGUAUCUCUGCUAUGAAUGACUUUGGCCAGAGUCCUUACCUGGAGGUGCCUGGAACCUUCUACCUAGAACCCAGUGCUGAAAUCAGGAGAGGCCUGACAAACUCUGCUGCAGUCUCUGGUGAGGAGUUCUCGAUCUCUGUGGAGCUGUCUGCUGUUUGCUCCGGCUUCUGGUCUCUAAACGGCCGCCUCCUGCGCAGUGGAGCCGACUACCUCAUCACCAGGUCCAAGAACACACACACUCUGCUCAUCCGUGUCGUCACCAUGGAAAUGAACGGAAAUGAGAUCAAGUUUGUGGGUGGAGGCUCGCAAAGCAGUUGCAUCCUGUCUGUGAAGGUUCCUCCUGUUAGGUUCACCAACAAGUCAGACGUAUCGGAGGUGGUGACCUGCAGUGCCCAAGCCACUGCUCAGUUGACUGCUGAGGUGUCAGAUUACGAUGCACAGGUGGUUUGGAUGAGGAAUGGACGGGAGUUGAAAACUGGAAAGAAGUAUGAAUAUAUGUUCACUGACCGCAAGAGGAUCCUUAUGAUACACAACGUCACAGAGGAAGACGUGGGCAUCUACGAGUGUGUUUUAGCUGAUGACAGAAUGUCCAUCCAACUCAGUCUUAAAGAUGAACCGGCCAAGUUUUUGAACAAAACCAGAGGUCCCAUGGGAUUGGCAUCGUCCCUUAAAGGAGAUCUUGAGCUGAGCUGCGAGGUAUCUCCCGCCAGUGCGGUCGUUGUGUGGAAAAAAGAUCAAGUGAAGAUCAUUGAGGACCAAAGAACUACCUUCAUCUCCAAAGGGACUCAAAGGAAACUCAUCAUCAGGAAUGCCAAGAAAAGUGACGAAGGACAUUAUUCAUGUGAGACAGAAACAGACAAAGUCACAUUCCAGGUCAAGAUUAAAGAAACUCAAGCUGUAGCUGUGUUCUCCAACAAGGAGUCAGUCCAGAAGGAGGUGAAAGCUACUCUCUCCCAGAAAGCCACUCUUAGUUGCAAUGUUUCAGACAGCAAGACAGAGGUGAAAUGGUAUAAAGACGGCAAGGUGUUGAUAUCCAGCAGGACGAUAUACUCAGAAGUAAAAGGCAACACUCGUCAGCUGGUGAUUGAAAAGGUGGAGAAGGGCGAUGCUGGAGAGUAUACAUGUGAAGCCGGAGGGGAGAAGCUGGCCUUCAGGUUAUUUGUGUCAGAUUUUCAGUCAGCAUUCUUCAACAAGGAGUCAGUCCAGAAGGAGGUGAAAGCCACUCUGUCUCAGAAAGCCUCCCUGAGCUGUGACGUAGCUGAUACCAAGACAGAGGUGAAAUGGUACAAGGAUGGCAAGCUGCUGACUCCCAGCAAGACAAUACACACAGAGUCGAAGGGUAAAAGUCGCCUGCUGGUGAUCGAAAGUUUGGAGAGGAAGGAUGCUGGAGAAUACACGUGUGAAGCCGGGACUGAGAAGCUGGUCUUUAAAAUGCAGGUGGAAGGUACUACUACAGAAGUCCAAGCUAAAUCUGCUUUCUGCAACAAAGAGUCUGUCCAGAGGGAAGUGAAAGCCACUCUCUCCCAGAAGGCCACUCUAAGCUGCGAGGUAGUCGAUAACAAGACAGAAGUGAAAUGGUACAAGGACGGCAAACUGCUGAGUGCCAGCAGAGCAGUUCACAUGGAGUCAAAGGGCAAGAUUCGCCAACUGGUGAUCGACAGUGUGGAGAAGAAAGAUGCAGGAGAAUACAUCUGUGAAGUUGGAACUGAAAAACUGGCAUAUAAAUUGCAAGUGACAGAGAUCCAACUCACGUCAGCCUUCUCCAACAAGGAGUCAGUCCAGAGGGAGGUGAGAGCCACUCUCUCUCAGAAAGCCAUUCUGAGCUGUGAGGUAGCUGAUACUAAGACAGAGGUGAAAUGGUACAAGGAUGGCAAGCUGCUGACUUCCAGCAAGACAAUCCAUACUGAGACGAAGGGCAAGAGUCGCCAGCUGGUGAUCGACAGUGUGGAGAGGAAGGAUGCUGGAGAGUACAUCUGUGAAGCCGGGACUGAGAAGCUGGCUUUUAAGAUACAUGUGGCAGAAGCCCAAGCUGGCUUCUCCAACAAGGAGUCUGUCCAGAGGGAGUUGAAAGCUACUCUCUCUCAGAAAGCCACUCUUAGCUGUGAGGUUUCUGAUUCCAAGACAGAGGUGAAAUGGUACAAGGAUGGCAAGCUGCUGACUCCCAGCAAAGCAGUCCACAUGGAGACAAAGGGCAAGGGUCGUGAGCUGGUGAUAGAAAAAAUGGAGAAAAAAGAUGCUGGAGAGUACACGUGUGAGGCUGGAACAGAGAAGCUGGUCUUUAAGCUGCAGGUGACAGAUGCAGCUGUCAAGUUCCAGAAGAAGACUGUCAAGGACACAUGUGCUGUUCAAGCAAGUGAAAAAGUUGUUUUGACCACCGAGCUGACCUCAGAGAGCGGUAGUGUGAAGUGGUUUAGAGAUGGUGUGGAGCUCAGGGAGGGCAGCAAGUAUGAAAUGAAAAAAGAUGGCCUUUCUCGUACUCUGAUAGUGAAAUCCACCGAAUCCAAAGACAGUGGAACAUACACCUGUCAAACUGCUGACGACAAACUGGAGUUCAAAGUUCAAGUUAAAGAUUCAGCUUUGAAGUUUGUUGUCCCUUUGAAACCUGCUGCAGUGGAGUUGGGAGGUACACUUAGCCUGAUGUGUGAACUAAAUCAAGCCUCAGGGGAUGUUGUCUGGCAGCGUAAUGGUCGUGAGAUUAAACCUGGGGGCAGGCACUGUAUCAGGACAGAUGGUGCUAAGCGGGUUCUCACUGUGACUGGCAUGACUAAAGAAGAUGAAGGAGAAUACAGCUGUGAAUGUAGAAAUGACAAGACCUCUGCUAAAGUAUCAUCAAGAGCACCCAGACUGGUGAGGCUGACCUCCAAACUGAACAAUGUGGCUGCAAUGGAGGGAAAAGACGCCAUUUUCAAGUGCGCUGUCAACCCAGCGGACGUUAAUGUUAAUUGGUUCCACAACAGUGUACCUGUCACUGCUGGGCCCAAGUAUAAGAUUGAACGUGGUGGUGGCAGUCACUCGCUCACCAUCACCUCUGUCACCCAAAAAGAUGCUGGAGAGAUUAGCAUCGAUGCAGAAGGCAAAACCUGCCAAGCUACCCUACAAGUGCAGCAUGAACCUGUGACAUUUAAGAAGAAGCUAGAAAACCUGACAGUGGAGGAGCAGAGUGAAGUGAAGCUGGAGGUGGAGCUCAGUAAACCAUCAGAUGAAGUGAAGUGGAUGAAGAACAGCGUAGUGCUGCAGCCCACAGGAAACAUGGAGAUCCGGGUAGACAAAGCUAAGCAGGCUUUGGUCUUCAAGAGUGUGACAUACGCUGACCGGGGCAUCUACUCCUGUGAAACUCUGGAUGACAAAACCCAGGCCAAGCUCAAUGUGGAGAUGAAGAAGAUCCAGGUAAUAAAGGGCCUAACAGAAACCAAGGCACAUGAGACAGAGACAGUAACUCUUGAAGUAGAACUCAGUCAGGCUGACGUUGAAGGCUUCUGGACCAGGGAUGGGAUCAAGUUGAAAUCAGGGGUGUACUGCCGCAUCACAGCUCUGGGAAAAAAGCACGCCUUAACAUUGUCCAGUCUCAAGAGGGAGGAUGCAGGGACUAUUACCUUCCAAGCUGAAGGAGUACAUAAUUCUUGCAAAUUGAUUGUCACAGAACCUCCUGCUAUGAUCUCCAAGCCCAUUAUGGAUAUGAGUGUUCCUGAGAAGGAGAAGGUAACUUUUGAAUGCGAAGUGUCCAGAACAAAUGCAGAUGUCAAAUGGUUCAAGGAUGAUGUGGAACUGAAACCAGGGAAGAACUUUGGCAUGCACUCCUUGGGCCGAAAGCGCAGUUUGGUCAUCAACAAAUGCACCCCUGAAGAUGCAGGCACAUACAUCUGCCGUACUCCUGAUGAUAACACCGCCGCCAAGCUCACUGUUCAUGCCAGAGAUAUUAAGAUUGUGAAGACGCUGAAGGAUGUGGAAGUGAUGGAGAAGGAGAGUGCUUCAUUUGUCUGUGAAAUCUCACAUGAUGAAGUGGACUGCCAGUGGUUCAAAGGAGGUGUCAAAGUCAAAGUCAGUGACAACAUCAAGAUGAGACAAGAUGGCAGAACCUACGUGCUGCUGUUUAGGUCUGUCACCCCAGAGGACAUGGGUGAGAUUAAAUUCACAGCCGACAAGGCUUCUUCAACUGCAAAACUUAAAGUGAAAGAACUGCCUGUCAAGUUUGUGAAGAGGCUCAGGGAUAAGAUAGCGAUGUAUAAGCAUCGUGGUCAUCUUGAAUGCCAAGUGUCACGCACCAGCGCAAAGGUGAAGUGGUACAAGAGCAAGACGGAGAUCAAACACGGCAAGAAGUACGAGAUCAAAAGUGAAGACGUGUACAGAAAGCUCACCAUCAAUGAUGUGGACUCCGAGGAUGAAGACACCUAUACUUGUGAUGCCAUUGAUGACAAGACAUCCUGUAAACUACUUGUGGAAGAGCAGUCCAUCAGCAUUGUACGGGAGCUUAGUUCGGUAGAAGUGACCGAACCCUUUGCAGCUGUUUUUGAAGUUGAAAUCAGUAUGGAACUGGUGAAACCUCCUAUAUGGACUCUGAAUGGAGUUGCUGUGCAGGAGAGUGUUGAUGUUGAAAUGGAGAAAGAGGGAACUCUGCACCGUCUCACUUUCAAAAAGACCAAAACAUCAAUGACAGGACCUGUGCAGUUUACAGCUGGGAAGAGCAAAUCUUUAACCCAGCUCACAGUCAAAGAGCGUCCGCUUGAGAUUGCAGAGCCCAUGAAAGAUGUGAAAGCUAAGGAGAAAAGCUCUGCUAUACUCAGCUGCAAAUUUUCUGUUGCACCCAAAGAGGUUCAUUGGUUCAAAGGUCAGGUACCUCUAGCGGCGUCAGACAAGUAUAACAUGAAGCAAGAUGCUACAAGGGCUCAACUGACCAUUCACAAGCUGACUGAAGAAGACAGUGGAGAGUACCGCUGUCAGUCUGGACCUGCUGAGACCAAAGGCAAACUUACUAUUGAAGUGCGUGAAAUCAAGAUCACUAAGCACUUGGCAAACGCAGAGGUUGAUGAAGACAGCGACGCACUGUUCACAUGUGAGAUUAACUAUCCAGAUGAAGAGGUACAGUGGCUUCUGAAUGACAAGGUGCUCUUCACAAAUGAGGUCAACACCAUCACCCAUGAUGGGAAGGUUCACACGCUCAAACUGAAGAACUUGGCACCUCAGGAUGGGGGGACUAUCACUUUUCAAGUCCGCAAGGUGAAAGAGUCUGUGACACUUAAGGUUAAAGAGAAGCGUGCUGUGUUCCUCAAGUCCUUAGAUGAUGUCAUUGGAGAGGAGAAAGGCAUGAUAACUCUGGCGUGUGAGGCGUCCAAGCCCAGGGUUUCUCCCACAUGGAGAAAAGAAGGUAAAGUCUUGAAGGCUGGAUCAAAGUACGAGCUCCUUCACACGGGCAAGUCUUUGGGGCUGAUCAUCAAAGACGUCACCAAAGAAGAUGCUGGAGAGUACAGUUGUGAUCUUGGAACUGAGGUUUCUAAAGCAAAGGUCACUGUAAGAGAAAUUGGCAUUGGAAUUACCAAAUGGCUGAAGUCAGCUGAGGUGAACGAGGGAGAGACAUGUAGCUUUGAGUGCAUCUUAUCUCGUGAGAGCACAGACGAGUGUUCCUGGACUCUCAACGGCCGCACUAUUACUGAUGGAGGCCGCUUCAAAAUCACCAGUAAAGGACGCAAGUACAUGCUGACCAUUAAGGAUGUCACUCCUGCUGAUGCUGGAGAGGUGGUAUUCAACAUUAAAGACCUGAGCUCCAAAACAACAUUAACAGUUGAAGGAAAAGCUUCAUCUGUGUCAAAGGGACUACAGAAUGUUAAAGCUGAUCGUGGGGAAGAUGCUGUUUUUAUCUGUGAGGUGACACAGGCUAGUUCCACUGUAAAGUGGGCCAAGGAGGGCAAAGCCAUCAAAAAGAGCCAGAAGUAUGGCAUCACCCAAGAGGGCAGGGUUAUGAAGUUGACAAUCCAUAAUGUCUCUGCUCAAGACUCUGGAGAGUACAGUUGUGAAGUUGUUGGAGGUGCAACCACUAAAGCCAAGCUGGAAAUCAAGGAGCCAAUUCACGAAUUCACCAAACUGCUAAAGGACAGCCAAGCAGUGGAGAAGAGCUCUGUGACCCUGCAGUGUGAGACUGCACAAACUCCAUCCACUGUGAUCUGGCUUAAAGGUCACACAGAGCUCAAGGCUGGAGGUCGAUAUGAGAUGUCCCAGAAGGAGGGGGUCUUAACUCUCACCAUCAAACACCUGGAGGAGAAAGACACCGAUAUCUACACUUGUGACGUGGGCACAGCCAAGGGCAUGGCAAAGGUGACAGUCAACGCCCUGCCUGCCACUUUUCAAGAGAUGCUCAAGACCCAGGAGAAAAAGGAGGGGGAGACUGCGACGCUUUGCUGCAAGUUAUCCAAACCUGUGGACAGUGUUCAGUGGAAGAAAGGCUCUGAAGUUCUUCAAGCUGGAAAGAAGUAUGAGAUGAAGCUGGAGGAGAUCCGAUGUGAGCUUCAGAUUAAGAAUCUAGAGGUUGAAGAUAAUGGAGAGUAUUCUUGCGUGUGUGGAGACCAGAAGACUUCUGCAACAGUGAAAGUCAAUGCAUUGCCGCCAACCUAUAUAAAGAAGCUGGAGAGCCAGGAGGCUGAGGAGGGAGCCAGUGUUACUCUGCACUGUGAGCUCUCUAAACCUGGAGUCCCAGUGGAGUGGAAGAAGGGAACACAGGUCCUGACGUCUGGAGAAAAGUACCAGAUGAAGCAGAAGGCCUCUGUGACUGAACUGGUGAUCAACAAAGUGGUGCCAGAAGACAGUGGAGACUACAGCUGUGUGUGUGGAGACCAGAAGACCACAGCCAGCCUCAAGAUCAAGGCCCAACCAGUGACCUUCAGAGAGAAGCUGGAGAGCCAGGAGGCUGAGGAGGGAGCCAGUGUUACUCUGCACUGUGAGCUCUCUAAACCUGGAGUCCCAGUGGAGUGGAAGAAGGGAACACAGGUGCUGACGUCUGGAGAAAAGUACCAGAUGAAGCAGAAGGCCUCUGUGACUGAACUGGUGAUCAACAAAGUGGUGCCAGAAGACAGUGGAGACUACAGCUGUGUGUGUGGAGACCAGAAGACCACAGCCAGCAUCAAGAUCAAGGCCCAACCAGUGACCUUCAGACAGAAGCUGGAGAGCCAGGAGGCUGAGGAGGGAGCCAGUGUUACUCUGCACUGUGAGCUCUCUAAACCUGGAGUCCCAGUGGAGUGGAAGAAGGGAACACAGGUCCUGACGUCUGGAGAAAAGUACCAGAUGAAGCAGAAGGCCUCUGUGACUGAACUGGUGAUCAACAAAGUGGUGCCAGAAGACAGUGGAGACUACAGCUGUGUGUGUGGAGACCAGAAGACCACAGCCAGCCUCAAGAUCAAGGCCCAACCAGUGACCUUCAGACAGAAGCUGGAGAGCCAGGAGGCUGAGGAGGGAGCCAGUGUUACUCUGCACUGUGAGCUCUCUAAACCUGGAGUCCCAGUGGAGUGGAAGAAGGGAACACAGGUCCUGACGUCUGGAGAAAAGUACCAGAUGAAGCAGAAGGCCUCUGUGACUGAACUGGUGAUCAACAAAGUGGUGCCAGAAGACAGUGGAGACUACAGCUGUGUGUGUGGAGACCAGAAGACCACAGCCAGCAUCAAGAUCAAGGCCCAACCAGUGACCUUCAGACAGAAGCUGGAGAGCCAGGAGGCUGAGGAGGGAGCCAGUGUUACUCUGCACUGUGAGCUCUCUAAACCUGGAGUCCCAGUGGAGUGGAAGAAGGGAACACAGGUCCUGACGUCUGGAGAAAAGUACCAGAUGAAGCAGAAGGCCUCUGUGACUGAACUGGUGAUCAACAAAGUGGUGCCAGAAGACAGUGGAGACUACAGCUGUGUGUGUGGAGACCAGAAGACCACAGCCUGCAUCAAGAUCAAGGCUCUGAAGCUGGCAGCCCCUCCUUCAGCCACUAAACGGGAAGCUAAGAGGCAAGAGACCAGAGAAACUAUGGAAGCCAAGACCCCUGAAGCUCCUUCCGUAGCAACUAAAGACAAGCAGAAGAGGCAACAGAUAUAUGAGACAGUAGAAGCUGUGACACUGCCAACUACUGAACAGACUCCCAAACAGCAGCUCCUCAAACAGGAGAUUCAGAGAGAUAUUCAACAGCUCAAAGAGGGAGGUGAAGCUGUGACACUGCCAACUGCUGGACAGAUUGCUAAACAGCAGCUCCUCAAACAGGAGAUUCAGAGAGACUCUGGAGAGCUCAAAGUGGGAGGUGAAGCUGUGACACUGCCAACUGCUGGACAGAUUGCUAAACAGCAGCUCCUCAAACAGGAGAUUCAGAGAGACUCUGGAGAGCUCAAAGUGGGAGGUGAAGCUGUGACACUGCCAACUACAUCUAAACAGCAGCUCCUCAAACAGGAGAUUCAGAGAAACUCUGGAGAGCUCAAAGUGGGAGGUGAAGCUGUGACACUGCCAACUGCUGGACAGAUUGCUAAACAGCAGCUCCUCAAACAGGAGAUUCAGAGAGAUGCUGGAGAGCUCAAAGUGGGAGGUGAAGUUGAAAAGACUACUGCUGGAAUAGCUGCAGAACAAGAUACACAGAGGCAUUGGACCAAAGAGUCACUGGAAGCAGUGAGGCCUCUCGAUACUCCAGCAGCUGUGACACUACCCUCUAGGGAUUCCAAAAAAGUGGUGGAAGUUGCAGCAGAGGAGUCAGCAGCUUCAGCAGUGAUCUCCAAAGUUGAACCUGAGAAGCAGGAAUUCAAAAAGAGAGUUGAAGAGAUUGAAAAGCCUGCCGUUUCUGAUGUCAUCCCAAAGCCAGAGCCUGCAAAGCUGGAUACUGAAGUGAAAGGACAAGUCCUUCAAGUCAAAGUCGUUCGAAACCUGGAGAGCCAGGAGGCUGAGGAGGGAGAUAGUGUCACUCUGCACUGUGAGCUUUCUAAACCUGGACUGCCCAUCGAGUGGAAGAAGGAAGCUCAAGUAUUGAGUUGUGGUGAAAAGUACCAAAUGAAACAAACAGGCUUCAGUUAUGAGCUACAGAUCUUUGAUUUGAGACCUGGAGACACGGGAAGCUACUCAUGCUGUUCAAAGGACGCAAUAACUUCAGCAUCUCUUGUAGUAAAUGCUUCCCCAGUUAUUUUCACAAAAGAGCUGGAAAGCCAAACGGCUGAUGAGGGGGACAGUGUGACGCUGCACUGUGAGCUUUCUAAACCCGGUGUUCCUUUGGAGUGGAGGAAAGGAGAACUUGGUCUUUGUCCUUGUGCCAAGUAUGAUAUUAGACAAACAGGACACCUGGCUACAUUAAUAAUCCAUGAUUUAGACCCAGAGGAUGCUGGGUGUUACACAUGUGACACUGGUGACCUUCAAAGCACUGCACAACUAGCUGUGAAGGCCCAGCCUGUCCUUUUCAAAAUCCAGCUGCAAAACCGUGAACUACAGGAAGGAGACAGUGCUUGUCUCCGCUGUGAGACCACAAAGCCGGGAGCCAGUGUGGUCUGGAGGUGUGGUGACAGGGUGCUGGCUUCCAACAGCAAGUAUCACCUGAAACAGGAAGGAACUACAGUCGAGCUUGUCAUCUAUAAACUGCAGGGAGCCGACUCAGGAGAAUACUCCUGUGAUACAGGCAGCCAGAGGACUUCAGCUGUCCUCACUGUGCAGGAGGUCGAGGUCAACAUACUGAAAUUCUUGGAGAGCUGCGUUGUUUACGAGGGUGAAGAUGUCCGCUUUGAGUGUCGGGUUUCCCAUGAAGAGGCACCUCUGGCCCAGUGGAAACUCCAGGAUGUCCCUCUGCAGAAUAACGAAAUGAACCUGAUCAAGUCUGAGGGCCGGGUACACAGCCUCACUCUCAGGGGCGUCACCACAGCUGACUCAGGAAUAGUUACGUUCUCAGUGGGUAACCACACUUCCACUGCUUCUCUGACAGUCAGAGCAGCUGCACCUGCACUAUUCAAGAAGGAGCUGGAAAGUCAAGAGGCCACCGAGGGAGAUAAGGCCACCCUGUCCUGUGAGACAUCCAACCCUGAUUGCAAGGUGACCUGGCUGAAGGGCUCAACUGUGCUCACCCAUGGGGAGAAGUACACUUUGGAGCAGAGAGCUACCACUCACAACCUGGUUAUACACAAGCUGAAUCUGAAGGAUAGCGGAGAAUAUACCUGUGAUACAGGGGACAAGAAAAGUACAGCUACCCUGACUGUGAAAGAGCGUGUGCGUGUCAUCCGAGAACUCUGCGAUACCACUGUGAUCACUGGGCAGGAUGCUGUCUUUGAGGUUGAGUUGUCACACUCAGGCGUGACAAACGGGGAAUGGUGGCUUGGAGACAACCUCCUCCAAAAUAAUGAUCUAAAUCAAAUGAGCAGCCAGGGCAGAGUGCACCGUUUGGUCCUGAAGAUGGUGACCACAGAUGAAUCAGGCGAUGUUGCCUUCGUGGUGGGAGAAGAGAAGAGUGUGGCCUGUCUUCUUGUGGAGGAGAAGCCCAAAGUGUUAAUACUAGAGAAGCCACACAACACUGUGGCAGUAGAGGGUGAAACUGUCACUCUGGCCUGCACCAUCUCUGACGCCAAGGGCACUGUCACCUGGAAGAGAAACAACGUGGCCAUCCACGCAGGUCUCAAGUAUGACCUGAGGAACAACGGAGCAUUCCACCAGCUUCAUAUCCACAACCUGCUGCCUGAGGACUCAGGGAUAUACACCUGUGACACAGGAGAUGCACAGUGUGACGUCACCUUGACUGUGCAAGGUGCCCCAGUGUCCUUCCACAAAGAGCUGAAGAACCAGGAUGCCGUAGAGGGUGAUGAUGUUACUCUGCAGUGUGAGCUGUCGAAGCCAGGUGUUCGUGUUGAGUGGAGGAAAGGAGGCAUGGUCCUCCAGCCUGGUUUGAAGUUUGAGAUGAGGCAGGAAGGGUGCAUUCAAGAGCUCUGUAUACGGAACCUGGAGCCUGACGACAGUGGCUACUACACCUGUGAUGCGGGAGACCAGCUCACCACAGCUUCUUUGGCAGUGCAAGUGAAAGAAGUCUUCAUUGUGCAUGGUCUUAAGACCACUGACGUCUUUGUUGGGGAAUGGGCAACCUUCUCCUGUCAGCUGUCUGGUAGGGCACCAGGCAAGGUGCAUUGGUGGCUGGAUGGCACCUUGCUGGAGAACAGCCCCUUUAGUGAGAUAGGGCUGAGCCAGGGACACAUCCACACACUCACCUUAAAGAACCUGGCCACAGAUGACUCUGGCACUGUCACGUUUCAAGCUGGGAGUUUGACAUCAACAGCCAAGCUCUUAGUCAAAGAUCCCACAGUUGAAGUGGUGAGCGAGAUGGAGGACAUUCGGGUGCUCGAAAACCAACCGGCUGAGUUCAUCUGCCAGUUCUCAAGGCCGGUCAAGGCUCAGUGGAAGAGAGAUGGGCAGCCGUUACAGCCUGAUGGCCGAAGGGUGGUAGUAGAGCAGGACUGGAAUGUGGCUCGCUUGUUCAUAAGCCGUGUGUCUGCUCAAGACAGGGGCACAUACUCCUGUGAGGCAGAGGGGACCUGUGCGGUCGCUUCACUCUAUGUGGAAGGCAAACCCAUUGACAUUGUCCAGGGCCUGGAGAAUGUAGAAACCAUUGAUGGAGGUGAAGCGUUGUUUGAGUGUGCCCUCUCUCGUCCAGAGAGCAAAGAUUUCCGCUGGCUCCUUGAUGGGAAACCAGUUAAGGAAUCCCCUAAUGCUGAGAUUGUGACAUUUGAGAGCGGCCGUCGUCAUCUGCUCCUUUUGAAAGAGUUGCGAGUGACAGACAGUUGCACAGUGACCUUCAAAGCUGGCACAGCAUCAACAUCUGCCCAACUCUCUGUCAAAGGUUGGCAGCUGGAUGUUGUGAAGGGUCUGGAGGACAAGGUGGCUGCAGUGGGAGAGAAGGUUGAGUUUUGUGUUGAGCUCACCGAGCAUGUCCCUGCAACAGAAGUAACCUGGUAUGCUAAUGGAGUUGAGCUGAAGUCCAGUGACCUCUGGGCUACGAGGGUUGACGGCUGUGUGUAUCGUCUUGUCCUGAGACAGGCGCCUCUUUUGCCACAGCAGGAAAUUACAUUUGCUGCUAGAGAUGCUCUCUCUUUGGCCAAACUCACCAUCGUCACUGUACCUGAUCCUCCAGAGGACCCAGAGGUCCUCAGUAAGACUGAAAAGUCUGUCACCCUCUCUUGGUUCACUCCUCUACAUGACGGAGGGAGUCCCAUUCUUGGCUACAGGGUGGAGAUGCGGCUGGUAGACAGUGCCCUUUGGCUCCCAUGUCAUUCUGAACCUGUGUGCAACACAGAGUUUGUGGUUGGAAAUCUAAUCUUGGGGAGUGGAUACAGGUUUAGAGUGGCAGCCAUCAACAGAGCUGGGAUUGGAGAGCCUGUUGAGUUGCCCCAGACUGUGCAGCUUGAGGCACCAAGGCAGCCAUUGAUUUCCCCAGGUAAAGUGGCAAAACAGGUAGAGACUGAGGUGAUGGGGCAGCCCAGUCUGCCUCCAGAAGCUGCUGAAGAAGGUGACCUCCAUGAGCUGUGGGAGGAAUCAGCCAAGAAACGGCGCAUGAGUCGAGAACCCACUCUGGACUCCAUCACUGAACAGACUGAGGAGGACAGUAAAGGUGGUCAGAAGAAAUCAGAACAGAAAGAGCUGAAGGCCUCAGAGAAAGUGGAAGUAACAUCAGUAGAGAAGGAGCAGGCCAUCGUGUCCAAGAAGCAGACAGAGUCCAAAAUGUACACCAGCUCUGAGGAUGAGUCUGUUCCUGGGGGUCCAUCGCUUGUCACCUACCUCAAGAAGAGCAGCAAGUCUGGUGUCACAGCGACCACUGAGGGAGAGGCUAUGACUACUGAGAGGUUCUUUGCACAUUUCCAGAUGGCAGAGCAGAGAACAGUGCAUCUAACAACCACCGUUCAACAGACAGGUGAAACACAAGUGACGACAGAGGAGACCAGUAUCAUGGAGAUCAGUAAAGAGGAAGAGCCUGAGCUCAGAGAUGCUGCCAUUAAGAUUCAAGCUGCAUUCAAGGGCUACAAAGCCCGCAAGGACAUGCGCCCUGUCUUCAAAGAGGUCUUCAAAGACCAGACCAAGGAGCCCGGUGGCACCAUACAUCUAGAAUGUGUGGCAGAAGGUAAACCUGAUAAGGUGCGCUGGCUGAAGGAUGGAGAACCACUGAUGGAUGGCAAGCACCACCACAUUGAUAUCUACAACGAUGGUACUUGCUCACUGGUCAUCACUGCUAUCACUACAAAGGAUACAGGAGUUUACACUUGUGAGGUCACCAACAAGUUUGGAGUCAACUCUCACAGUGGUAAAGUCACAGUAGGAACAGCGAGAGAAUCUUCCGGGCGACGGCCACUGACCGUGGGCUACAGUGCAGACAGCGAGCCCGAUAGCUCCUCUGGAAGUGAGAUGGAUGAGUCACUGAGGCAGGCAAGCAGACGUCUACGGCGCCUUCUGCGCACACGCCUCCCACCAGAUGUUGAAGAAGAACCAUUUGUCAGCGCAGAUGAAGGAGACCUGCGGCCUCCAGAUCCUCACUCUUACCGUGAGGACGACACAUACAUCUACAUUCGCUUCAACUCACGGUCAGAGGCUGAGGUUGCCUCAACGAGGUUCCAGGAGAUGUUUACAAUCCAUGGAGUUCCUGUGGAGACCGCCAUCCUGGAGGCAGGGCCUCUCAAAGUGGAGCUCCGAAUUAGGAAGAUGGGCUACACGCAAGAUGGUACAGCGACCCCCACACAAGACAGACAGCCUCCUGCAUUUACGACUGGAGCCCCAGCUGCCCCAGUCUUCUUGACAGAGCUACAAAGUCAGGAUGUUCCAGAUGGUUAUCCAGUCAGCUUUGACUGUGUUGUGAUUGGCAAGCCCCCUCCCAUCGUUCGCUGGUAUAAGGACGGCAAACUGCUGGAGGAGAAUGACCAUUACAUGAUCAACGAAGAUCAGGAGGGCUGCCACCAACUCAUCAUUACCACUGUACUUCCAACUGACAUGGGUGUCUAUCGUUGCACAGCUGAAAACAGCAGCGGCAUCGCAGCCACAAAGGCCGAACUCAGGGUUGACAUGUCCUGCAGCUCGGAUUAUGACACUGCUGCUGAUGCCACUGAGACAUCUUCCUUUGUCAGUGCCAAGGGCUACAUGUCCAGGGAAACUGAGACAUUCGAGUCUGUAACUGAAGAUGAUCAGCUACCACAAGUUGUGGAAGAGCUUCAUGAUGUUCAUGUCAGUCCAGGUUCACCUAUUGCUAAGAUGCAGCUCAAAGUAAAGGGCUUCCCCAAACCCAGAGUGUACUGGUUUAAAGAUGGCCACCCUUUGCGACCUUCAGAAAGAAUUCUGUUGCUCGGAGAAAGAGAUGUUCAUGGUGUGGAGAUCCUGGAGGUGAAGAAAGAGGAUAUGGGGGAGUACUCUGCUUACAUCAGCAAUGCUGCUGGUUCUGCGUACUCCUCUGCCCGCCUGAUAGUUCUGAGUCCAGGGGAGAUUAUGCCACAAGAUAAAAGAGACCCCAAGGAGCCCCUGGUGCCACCCCGCUUCCUUGAAAGGUUCAGCAACAGGAAGGUGAAACAAGGAGCCAGCAUCACUCUGUCUGUCAAAGUAGAAGGCUCUCCCACUCCUAUGGUGUCCUGGCUAAAGGAGGAAUCAAUGGAAGAUGUCCUGUGGAUCAAGCCUGAUACCAAGGGAUACAAAAUAGCAAGCUCGGGGCGCCAGCAUAGCCUCAUCUUGAUGGAUGUGGGCACAGAAUACACCGGGGCUUAUACCUGCAUUGCCACAAAUAGAGCAGGACAGUCCAUCUGCACUGCCCACCUCGAGGUUGAUGAGACACCACAACCAAAGAAAGAGACCAAAACCUCAGAGGUUCUUGGAAUUACAGUUAGUCCUCCAGAAGAGGAGGCUGGCAAAGGAAAAGAGGGUAAAAUACCCUACCUAGGUGAAGUAGGUACAGAGGAAUUCCUCAUGAAACUCACCUCCCAGAUCACUGAAAUGGUGUCAGCGAAGAUUACCCAAGACAGCUUACAGAAUCAUGAAGUGCUCCAGUGGAUGAAAUCUUGGCCCAAAACUACCACUUCAUUACGCGUACCAGGUGUUGACAGUGAUGAUGAGACCAAGACCCCUUCUCCAUCACCGCAUCACGGUCGCUCUCGUCCUCCCUCCCUCAUCGCUGACUCCUCCUCUGAGUCUGAUGAGGGGGAUGCCAGGGGAGAGAUGUUUGACAUUUAUGUGGCAACAGCUGACUACAACCCCAUCACAGCAAGCAAAGAAUCAAUUUCUCUAAAGGAGGGACAGUAUGUUGAGGUCUUGGACUCAGCUCAUCCGCUCAAAUGGUUAGUCCGGACCAAACCCACCAAAACCACACCAUCCCGCCAAGGCUGGGUGUCACCUGCCUACCUGGACAAGAAACUUAAACUCUCUGCUGAUACAAGUGACCUUCCAGAGACAAGUGUAGAGGAGCUGUCCGAGGGUGAAUACAAGAGGAAAUUAUUCCAACUGAUCCAAGACCUGAUAAAUGGCGAAGCAGAGUUUGUAAAGGAGGUAGACUUCUUUACAACCCAUCACCUGAAGCAUGCAGAGAGCCCUGAUGCACCGCCUGAUGUCAGCAGCCAGAAGGAAGCAAUAUUCAGGAACAUUGAUGAUAUCAAGACCUUCCAUAGCAAGUCAUUCCUGCCAAAGUUGAACGACUGUGAAACGGAUGAUGAUGUAGCCAUGUGCUUCCUGAAGAACAAGGAGGGCUUUGAGAAGUACCUGCAGUAUCUCGUUGGUCAGGGUCUAGCUGAAUCUGCUAUCAGUGACAAGGCUGUUCACCACUUCUUCAAGGAGUACACUGAGAAAGUGCAAGCCAGCACAGACCCUUCAGAUCCCCCCAUACGCAGCAUAAACGCCAGCCUCCAACAACCACUGGACAGGAUUCAGAAGUACAAGGCCGUGCUGAAGGAGCUGAUUCGAAACAAGGCAAGAAAUGGUCAGAACUGCUGCCUAUUGGAAGAAGCUUACGCCAUGGUGUCUGCACUCCCUCAGCGCUCUGAGAAUAGUCACCAUGUCUCCAUGAUCGAGAACUAUCCUGCCACACUGGAAGUAUUAGGAGAGCCAAUCAGACAGGGACCCUUCCAAGUGUGGGAAGGGGCUCCAGGGAUUAGGACGUCCUCUAGAGGUCACCACCGCCACUGCUUCCUGUUCAAGAACUACUGUAUAAUCUGCAAACCCAAGAGAGACAGCAACACUGAUACACAAUCAUACGUCUUUAAGAACAUGAUGAAGUUGAAUAACAUUGAUGUGAAUGAGACAGUGGAGGGUGAUGACCGUGCCUUUGAGAUCUGGCACGAACGCGAGGACUCUGUGAGGAAGUACACCUUGCAGGCCCGAACCGUAACCAUCAAGAACUCCUGGCUGAGAGAUUUCAGAGAGCUUCAGCAGCGAUACAGCAUGCCUGCAUGGAGUCCUCCUGACUUUGAUGAAAUUCUGGCAAACUGCACAGCAGAGCUGGGACAGACUGUUAAACUGGCCUGCAAAGCCACUGGAGUACCAAAACCUACCAUCACCUGGUACAAGGAUGGACGCACUGUGGAGGCAGAUCCUCAUCACAUCAUCAUAGAGGACCCUGAUGGUUCCUGCACACUGAUCCUGGAUAACAUGACUGCAGAUGACUCUGGCCAGUACAUGUGCUUUGCCACAAGCUCAGCUGGUAAUGCCAGCACUCUGGGCAAGAUCACUGUUCAGGUGCCGCCUCGUUUUGUGAAUAAAAUGAGGAAUGCUGUAUUUGUCGCCGGCGAGGACACUCAGUUCACCUGCGUCAUACAGAGCGCCCCCCACCCAAAGAUCAGGUGGUUCAAGGACGGCAGGCUGCUGACUGACCAGGAAAAGUAUCAGACCUACAGCGAGCUCCGCAGUGGCGUUCUGGUUCUGGUAAUAAAGAACCUGACAGAGAGAGACCUGGGACACUACGAGUGCGAGUUGUCCAACCGUCUGGGCAGCGCCAAGUGUGCUGCUGAUUUGGUCCCACCCUCUGCUGUGGCUCGCUCUGGUGAGCAGGCCAUCACUAUUGAAGUUACUGAGCAGGAGACAAGAAUACCAAAGAAAACCAUCAUCAUAGAGGAGACUAUAACCACUGUGGUGAAGAACCCACGUAUGAGGAGGCACAGGUCCCCCGGCUUGACUCUCGCUGGAGCCCAACGCUCGGAGACUUCCACCCCAGAGCCCCCGACAACCAGGCUGAGGAGAAUGCCCACUCCAAGGAAGACCGUCCCAACUCUCUAUGUUACCGAGCCUCAAGGUGCUGAAGCCAGAGUCGUGGAGACCAAGCCCAGGUGGGUGGAGGUAGAGGAGGUCAUCGAGUAUAAGGUCAAUAAAUCUCCCAGGCUGCCCAGGAGGAGAGGCAUCUCACCUGCAGGGUCUGAUCGCGCAGCCACUCCCUCCAGACCCAAAAGGUCUCCACCGGAGAAUCCAAACGCUAACAAUUCCAACAAUAAGCUGGUGGAGCAGGCUCAGGCCCAGCUGCAGGGAGACGUCAGCAGCCAGCCGCUCUCCUGGGAGGAAGAGGAGGGCAAUGUUACCUCUGAUUCUGUCGCUGGGGUCGCUGAAGAGCCACAGGAGCUCUCAUCUGUCCUCGCUCCGGCUGGAGAGGACAGCGAGGACCUGGAUGAUGAGCAAACUAUCAUCUUUGAACCUGAUGAUGAAGAUGAUGAUCAUACCUCACUCGGAAAGCAGGAGCCUAAGAUUCUGACACAAGGAGGCCGUGUUCUGACCCUUGAAGACUUGGAGGAUUACGUCCCUGAGGAAGGAGAGACCUACGGCUCCUCCAGCGCUCACAACUCCGCUGCAGAAAAGCCCUGUGAAAUCUCUGUGCUCCAGAGGGAGAUCGGCGGCUCUACAGUGGGACAGCCGGUGCUCCUCAACGUGGGGCGGCCUGUUGUGGUCCCGAGGCAGAGGAGCGGCUUCUUUGGCCGUUUCAGGGAGCAUCUUUCCAGCAGCCUUUUCUCAUCUGCUGCCCCCCAAGCCAGCGGAGGCCGGUCCAGGACGGAAAGGCACGUCCCCAUCCAAGUGAGCCACGCAAAGCUGGAGGUGAAGCCGUCAUACUGCUCCGAGGUGCAGAGAGUCGAGGGCGGGCAGCAGAGCUUUAAAACCAAAGUGUCAACUCAGACCUACGGCUACACCUCAGUGGGCAACCCAGUCACUCUUCAAAUUAGUGAUUAUCAGAACCAGUAGUAGCAAAGAGUUUUAAUUUGGUACCACUAACCCUCUCAGUCUUAAAUGGGGACAUUUUUACUUGCAUGAUAGAUAAGACAUAUCCUGACCUGAAGUUACUGCAUUUAACAAACCAUUCCAUUGUGAAGCUGCCCGUCAGGAAACAGGCUCAUCCUCUGAGUCUUUUUCUUGACAAAUGGUUAGAGUCAGAUGGUCUGUCCAGACGAGACGAGUUGGAAAAUGUAGCUAUGAAUAUGUCACUGUGAGCACGUUUCAGUCUCAAACUGCUCCGUUACACCUGUUGUGUGUUGUACAAAACACACAGCGGACAGAAACCAAGAAAUUUGACAUUUUACGAAACAGUUUCAUCACGUUUCACUUAAACACGCCUUCACAUAAUCAUGAACCUUUGAGCUAACUGAUCCAGGCAUUAUCCUUAGCGAUGACUCCUGCUAUAUACGCAAACAAAUAGUUAUACAGUAUAUUUAGGUAUAUAUAUUUUUUCAGUUUUACUUUUGUACCUUUCAAAGAAUGUUACCUUUUGCACUUUUCAGUGCCUUAGAUUCCUGGAGCAACACAUGCUGGAGUUAAUGACUAUUAGUGAGGUCAUGUCUACAUGUUUCUAGUUCAGUAUUGCUAUAAGUUAAUUUAAAUAUGCAACACUGAUGAUGUAAAAAUGAACAACAGAACUUUGGUGACUGUUGUAGUCCAUGGGCUGUUGUUUAAUUAAAGAUGUGUGGUCAAAUUGUAGUCAGUUUGGCAAAAUCACAUAUAAGGUCUCUACUACUACUUUUGUUUGUGAAUGAUUUGUUGAUGAGCAUCUUACACAAGUAUGGCUUUUCUACAAGCUGAUCAUUUGCAAGGUGAACGUGUUUCACAUCAGAUCUCUGUGUUUGACUGCAUUUAUGCCAUUUAUUAUCGUGAAACAUGUUUCUACUAUGAAUUGAAUAAAACAUGCAGCUUUUUAGACAUUUUUGUGUCUGUUAAUGCAGUACAAUCACCUGUCAUUUUGCAGGAUAUCACAGGGACAGUCAUAUGUAAGUGAUAGAUAUUUAGAGUGAGUGACUGCAUGUAUUUGCUUUUCCAAAGCCAAUGUGUUUACCCAGAGUAUCCAGAUCUGUAAUGUUGUAUUUGAUUGCAAGGAAAUGUUUGUGCAAAGUACUUGAGCUCCCAGAAUGUACUACCUUCUCAGUUUAAAAAGUCACUAGAAUACAAUAACUGCCUCCUUAAAGAGUUGUGGUGUUUGUGUUGUUUUUAAAGGUCUUUUAGUCAGUUACAAGGAUCAUGUUAUGUAUUAAUAUUAAAGCACUAACAGAUUAUAAUUGCUUGUACUGUACAUGUGUCGUUUUUGGAAACUUGUUUGAGUACACAGUGUUAAUAAAUAGAUGUACUGCAAACAAU
Messenger RNA from Epinephelus lanceolatus (giant grouper), 21603 nucleotides. The record is from RefSeq and is a predicted model, not a curated record. Lineage: Eukaryota; Metazoa; Chordata; Actinopteri; Perciformes; Serranidae.